CAAUGUUUUAUUGCUCCAAAAUAAUCAUUAAAUAAAUACUUAGACUACUUACGCUGCACGCAAAACAUUGGACUAUCGUAAUAUAACAUCGAUCACACUGACGACAACUGAUACCAACUUAUUUUUGGUACCGUUUGUAGCAGACGCGUCGUUUCAAUGGGAACUGACGGAAGCAGACUCUAAUGACCUUACAAGCAACGAACCCAAAGCACGUUGUGCUCCUUUGAUGAACUGUGCUAAGUUUGUAAUACCUCUAGAAGGAAAUACAAAUAGGUCUAGAACAGUUCGGAACCUACUGUGCUCUUGCCUUAUGCCAGAAGUACUGCAUGUAAUUGACCCGAAGACAAAGAUCAAAUGUGACUGGAAUGGAGCACCACGCGUGUGCCCUUUAAAACUCAACUGCCUCUGCUACAUUGCCAAUGGUAAGAGUGGACACUGUCUGAGGCAAUGCUCACAUGCAACGACGCCAAAGAUCGAUGCGUCCCUUUGAUGAACUGCAGGCAAUUUUCGAAACUUGUGAGAGCAAAUAGAAGUAAGGAGGCAUCGUUUAAGAAGUUAUUGCGCCAGCGUAUUUGUAAGCCGGAAGUGGAAGUACAAAAUACACAUGUAUGCUGUCCGAAGCAACAAAUCGAGUGUGCAUUCAACGGUAACGGCGUGUGCGCUUUGAAAGCCAACUGCCCUCUCCUGCAGUCUAUGGAAGAGGAAAAUAUUCCGCAAGAAAGCCUGUGCUACGUCCGCAAUGGAAAGAGCUAUUACUGCUGUACCGAUCCGUACUGUGUAAUCCAACCGGGGUUGUGCGAUCAGGACCAUACGGAUAAAAUCCUUGUGAGCCCUCCAUCAGCCUUUCCAAAGUGUAUGAUUAAACGUAAGGUUGGCUCGACGGUACCAAAACAGUUGUGUGAUUAUAAUUAUGCGCCAUCUAAUUCAAACGAUCCAGCGGACUUGGUGUGCUGUGGCAAGGAGCAACCGAAUCGAUUGAUAGCCCAUAUUAAGGCGGCAAAGCUAGCGAAAAAGCCAUGCGGUAAGAUCGAUUCGAAUUCGAACAAAGUAUGGAACGGAACGCAUGCUGAGGAAGGGGAAUUCCCUUGGAUGGCGAGUCUGGUUUAUCGUAGGCGCGGAGUAUCCUGCAGUGGAACACUGAUUCACCCAUCAUAUGUGCUAACGGCAUUGCACUGCGUUAAACCUGGCCUGACCAAGGUGCGUCUAGGAUUGCGUGAUCUAAGAAAAGCCGGUCAAUCCACCGAAAUGCAAGAAAUUUCCAUUGCCGAGCGUAUACCUAAUAAAAUGUACGACGUCGCACUCCUACGCCUGACCAAACCGGCCCAGAUCGAUGGUUCUUUGGUACAUCCUAUAUGUCUACCGCUGUACGCUAGCCUUCGGAUGAGCGUUCCCAAAAGGCUCACCAUUGCUGGAUGGGGUUUGACGGAAAACCAGAAAUUAUCACCCAUUUUGCUGAAGGCAGACACGCCCGUUGUUGCAUCAGGGAAUGAAGAAUGCCCGAAAAAGUUUGAAGUAUGCAUCGGUGGCGAAACAGCGCAGAGCAAUCAGUGUCCUGGAGAUUCCGGAGGUCCGUAUCAGGCCUUGGACGUUUUCAACAAUGAACACAUGCGGUACGUCCAGUUCGGUAUCAUCUCUAAUGGUCAAGCUUCAUGUAGAUCAGCACAAAAAUUGAACAAUGGAUUGCUAGUUGGAUACGUUAUUGACUGGAUUUUGGACAAUAUGAUAAUCUAAGACGGUCGCUUGGAAAUGUUGAUUUCCAGUGUUCUAGUAGUUAAAAAAAAAACUCAAAACGACUGUCGUUAUAACUGUAAUCUUGCUGCCAAACAAACAUUAUUAUGGAAU
Molecule: messenger RNA, 1842 nt
Organism: Anopheles coustani
Lineage: Eukaryota; Metazoa; Arthropoda; Insecta; Diptera; Culicidae
Product: CLIP domain-containing serine protease HP8
Exons: 4
Coding region: 448-1731 (427 amino acids)
Biological process (GO): proteolysis
Molecular function (GO): serine-type endopeptidase activity
Source: RefSeq, a predicted model, not a curated record